This is a messenger RNA of Diorhabda sublineata, 1259 nucleotides long. RefSeq names its product integrator complex subunit 15. The transcript is spliced from 2 exons. The record is from RefSeq and is a predicted model, not a curated record. Bases 72 to 1205 code for a protein of 377 amino acids. NCBI's taxonomy places the organism in Eukaryota, Metazoa, Arthropoda, Insecta, Coleoptera, Chrysomelidae.
UAUUUACAUUCGUGUUUACAAUUUGCGAUUUUUAAAAGAUGUUAUUAUCGAAAUAAAUUUACUAUUAAAGAAUGUCGUCUUUUGAAGUAAAUUUAAAACAAACUUUGAGAAAAAUAGAAUAUCCAUUAUGCGCUAAAGAAGCUUUGUACAAAAUAGUUGAGUUAAUAUGUGGACGUAUAACCAGUAUAAAAAAUAUGGAUUUAGCAUUAGAUCUAAUGGCAGAGUUCGUUUUUUACGAAGUAGAUAGGAGAGGCUAUAAAAGAUCACAACCUUUAACACCCCUAUUGGAACUACAGCUUAUAAAAAUACUACACGAAUACUUUGAUAAUAUUUCUAGUGAAUCUGGAAGAAAUACCGUUUUUCUCUCAUUAUUUAGUGGAAAUACCGCGAAUUUGAGAAUCAACAUUCUCAUAAAGUUAACAUCCGUUUCAAUAGGUAUACCGUCUUCUAAAAUCUUAUCAUCUGCCAGUGCUUGGAUGCAACAAUUGGGAAAUACUUCACCGAAUAGUUGUAAACUAGCCGAGGGGAUAAUUCAAGAUUAUUUUCAUUUUUACGUUUCUAAUACUGACAAGAUUUUGGUUUUGCCCAAGAUUUCGCCACAGUUUACUGCGAACUUCUUGACUGCAGUAGCUGAAAAUUAUUUUAAUCCUUUGAAAAAAGAAGUUUUAUUCCCACCUCAAGUAUUAUUAGAAACAAUUACAUUAUGGAUAUCGCAGAAUCCAAACUUAUGUACGGCGGCCCAACAUAAACAAGCGUUGCUACCUCCUGGUGCUAUAGCCAUGGAAGCAACAACACCGAUCGCCGGUUUAUUUAGAUGGUGUAUCUUAGCACCGAUUCAUAAACAAACCAACGAUCAUUACAAUAAUCUUCACUUGGCUCUUUUGAAUAGUGUAACAAAUAUUCAAAGAACAGUUCCUCCCAAAGCUAUAUAUGCUCAACACGUGACUCAAUCGAUCAACCCCAUUUUGUCGUACGUAAACGAUCUAAAGAACAAGCAGGAUCUGAAGUUGGAUCAAAUUUUGAACGAAGACGCUCUACAACUUUGUUUAGAUCGAUUUGCUCAGGCCGUACAGAUAAUAAAUUCCGUUAACGCGAUGUACGGACAUGUAGACGAUUUGUUUUAUCAAUUGAAAUUAUUACCGUUUAAUAAAUUGAUGAAUAUUGUUAUUAAUAAUUAUAAAAAAAACAAGGUUAUUGUUAUUUGAUUAUAAUAAAUUAUUUAUAUAUUAAGUAUUUUUAUAAAUAAUAAAGAAUUCAAU